UGGAAUAUUAGACGGCCAGAAGAGGUUUGAGGACUCCCUGAGGAACUACAGAAAUAUACUUUGAUCUACGUGCAAUCCAAGUUCACACGUCUAACAAAAAUGCCUAUAUUGAAGCAGCUGGUGACAAACUCUGCUAAUCCUAAACGCCGGUCUCGGGCUGAUCUGACAACUGAGAUGAUCAGCGCUCCUCUUGGUGAUUUCCGUCACACCAUGCAUGUGGGCCGGGCUGGGGACGCCUUUGGAGAUACCUCCUUCCUCACUAGCAAGAGUGGGGAGGGAGAGCAGGAAGCUACGGAGGAGACCAGCUCCUUCUCCAAACCUGGCCUGCUCUCACGGAGGUUUCGCAGCAGCAAGCGGUCUCAUUCCGUGACGCGUGGUGACCGGCGGGAUAUGCUGGGCUCUCUGAGGGAUUCAGCUAUUUUUGUGAAGAAUGCAGUAUCCCUACCCCAACUCACCGAGAAGGAAGUAGACAAGAGUGGUGGGAAGCAGCUACCCAAGAGCCUCUCCUCCAGUCCUGUGAAGAAAACCCCCGAGGAGAACAUCCUUCAAGAGAAACACACAAAUGGUGCUGCUGAAGUCAUCAACUCCAAGCCCCACAGUCCUGGCUCGGAAGAGCGUGAUUUUGGGGAUGUGACUGAUUUGCCUUUAGUCAUUCCCAAGGACAGCUACGGCAUGAAGCAUGCUGAGUCCAUCCUUUCUUUCCAUAUUGAUCUGGGGCCUUCCAUGUUAGGGGACGUCUUGGGCAUUAUGGAUAAGGACUUGUGGGAACAAGAAGACUCUGGUUACCAUGGAGCAGAGGACCCCCAAAGGGAAGUUGGCUCCAUAGAGACAUCAGCAGCCCAGUGGUUUAGCCACGAAAGCAAACUUGUCCUGGAUUCUGUGAUUCAAAAUGAUGGCCACAGAGUGGUCACUUACAGUCCUGGAUCGGCUCGCAGCAUCACCAGUCGUACGACCAUAGACAGCAGUUCGGUAUCCAGCUGCGUGUCCAUGGGGGAGGAACAGCGAAGCGUAGCCUCUAAAGGACCCAGCCACAGCCUUCCAGGUGAUGGGAGGCACAACCCUGUGAAACAGCCAGAGAAGGAGUUCUCCUUCAUGGAUGAGGAAGAUGAAGAGAUAAGAGUAUAAAAAGCCGUAUACUCCCUUUGAGUUGAAGGAGAAAAUGCAAUUGAAUCUGGAAUAAACAGCAUGAUACGAAGAAAAAAAAACAGUUUUAAAUGCUUUCACCAGCCUUCUUAGGCUGCAGAUUUCAUCAUGAUUACUUUCUUAAAUAGGCUGCUGGGGAAAAAAAAUUUCUUUCUUUCCCCAUUUGGGUGUAUUGCAAGGGUCAAGUUGGAAAUCACAUAUAAAUGGUGUUUUGUACUUUUAAAAUAAUUGAUUCCUAUGUUCAUAGGGAUGCCUAAAGUAGAUGCUUGAAGAUAUUUGGAAAAAUGUUUGACACAAAUCUGGCAUAUUCAAACUUCUUUUGAAAAGGAUAGCUCUUGGUUUUAACUUAUCUACUUGCCUGUUUAAAGCAAUACAGAGCUGAAUAUUAGGACAAAGCUCAAAAGCACUAGUUUCCCUAUUAAUAUGUAAAUAUAUUUUUAUUUGUUUUCCUUUACCUUUGUACUAGUGCUUUUAAGAUUUUUUUUCUUUGUAUUUCCAAGGAGAAUUCCUUUCUUCACCUUGCAAUAGUAUGCAGGUUGUUAUAUGUUUUUAGAAAGGAAAAAAAAUAGGAGUUUGAAAUAACCAGAUCUUUCAAAUCUACAUAUUUGGAUGCCAAUAAUGUUCUCCUUUGGGCAGACCUCUGGAAGUAUUUACCACCAAUGGAAAUCUCAUUAUAUUUCUUUUUAAAAAUCAUAUGACAGAACUCUUUGGAAAGCAGAUUGAGAAGAAUUACACCUCUUAUGUCUGCCAUCUACAGCAGGACCUUCUCUUAGUUCUUGAGGGAACCAGAGAUGGAAAGAAUAAAAAAUUUAACCUAGCUUGAAACAGACUUCCCCAUUUCUAAAAUUUUGUUACCAUUUAGAGUGACCACAUGGCUCUUUCUACGGUAGGAAAACACUCUUGGAGAUGCAUAAAGCUGCUGAGAGAAAAAUAUCCAACAAGGUUGAUCAGCCUGGCUACCCAUUACUAAACAAAAGGUUAAUUUAUUUUCCUCUUCAGGAUUUUCCUGUGAGUAAGCAGAUGGGAUGUCCUAAGAACUGUCUAUGUCAUUAGAUCAACCCAUGAGGGACGGGGACAGAGAGACAAUUAAUUGGGUGACUGCUACUGACUUGCAUGUUUUCAGAUGUAAAUGUUAAGUCCCCCAAGUAACCUAACCAGAUAGGGCUUCAUUCUUUCUUAGUUUUUAUUUCUUUAGAAUGUAUCAGCAGAGCUGACUGAAGCACAAAGAGCUUAGCAUUCGUCAUUCCAGGAACAAUGGAGAAGGGCAGUGCUAAGUUCCUUCUCUUUGAAACUGUUUUCAGUUAACUACCUUCCCCGGCAUCUUUAGGAGGUGCUCCUAACAUUCCUGUCUCAAAGAUGGAUUUUAUUUGGGGUUGGUGGGUGGGGGUAUUUUUCUUUGUUGGCCUUUAUAUUUUGCUGGGCAUUAAACACUAAAUUGCUUUUUUUUUAGAUUUAUAUAUAUAAAUACGUUAUGUAUUAGAUGGGCCCAGUCCUUUUGGAGAAGGAGUAUUCCUUGGCUGUGACUUGUGUAUGUACAUGGUAUUUGUUCCAUGCAUCUGCUGGAGGAUUUUUUUUUUUAAAAAAACAACCAGAAGUGUUUGUUUUCAAAUACAAGGAAAUUAAACUAUAGUGAGGAAAA
Protobothrops mucrosquamatus (brown spotted pit viper) is the source of this 2782-nucleotide messenger RNA. RefSeq names its product CDC42 effector protein 4 (gene CDC42EP4). Lineage: Eukaryota; Metazoa; Chordata; Lepidosauria; Squamata; Viperidae. The coding region runs from base 100 to 1125 and encodes 341 amino acids. The transcript has a single exon. The record is from RefSeq and is a predicted model, not a curated record.